AUGACUGUGGAGAAAAUGGCCGUGAAAAAUGGCUCUUUGGUAACAGAAUUUAUACUCUUAGGGAUAAUAGACCAGCCUGAGUUACAAAUACCCCUGUUUUUACUCUUUCUUGUAACCUAUAUGAUAACUGCAUUAGGAAAUUUGACUUUGAUCAUUCUAAUUAUAUUGAAUUCCCACCUCCAUACACCCAUGUAUUUUUUCCUCUUUAAUUUGUCCUGCAUAGACCUGUGUUAUUCUUCUGUGAUUAUACCCAAAAUGUUGAUGAACUUCAUGUUAACCGAGAAUGUUAUCUCUUAUACUGGAUGUAUGACCCAGCUAUUCUUGUUUUGCUUUUUUGUCAUUUGUGAAUGUUAUGUGUUGACAUCAAUGGCCUAUGAUCGCUACGUGGCCAUCUGCAAACCACUCUUGUAUAACAUUGCCUUGUCUCCUAAGGUAUGUUCCUAUCUUAUGCUUGGUUCAUAUUUGAUGGGGUUUUCUGGUGCCAUGAUCCACACUGGAUUCAUCCUCAGACUGACCUUCUGUGAUAGAAACACCAUCAACCACUAUUUCUGUGAUGUCCUCCCUUUGCUGCAGCUCUCCUGCACCAGCACCUAUGCCAGUGAGUUAGAACUCUUCAUUGUCACAGGAAAAGACAUCAUUGUUCCUACUUGUAUCAUCUUUACCUCUUAUGGACUAAUCAUAUUCAGCAUCCUAAAAAUAAGGUCCACUGAGAGCAGGUCCAAAGCCUUCAACACCUGCAGUUCCCACAUACUUGCAGUUUGUAUGUUCUUUGGAUCAGGUGCAUUCAUGUAUCUCAAGCCUACCUCAGUUGUAUCUAUGGAUGAGGGAAAAUUCUCUUCCAUUUUUUAUACUGUUGUAGUUCCCAUGAUGAACCCUUUAAUCUAUAGCUUGAGGAACAAAGAUGUUAAAGUUGCCCUGAGAAAAACCUUGAGCAGGAGAAUGUUUUGA
Nannospalax galili (Upper Galilee mountains blind mole rat) is the source of this 948-nucleotide messenger RNA. RefSeq names its product olfactory receptor 145-like. The record is from RefSeq and is a predicted model, not a curated record. Gene Ontology annotation, molecular function: G protein-coupled receptor activity; odorant binding; olfactory receptor activity. Gene Ontology annotation, cellular component: membrane. The coding region runs from base 1 to 948 and encodes 315 amino acids. NCBI's taxonomy places the organism in Eukaryota, Metazoa, Chordata, Mammalia, Rodentia, Spalacidae. Gene Ontology annotation, biological process: G protein-coupled receptor signaling pathway; sensory perception of smell. The transcript is spliced from 2 exons.